AUGCCGUCACUCAUGCUCUCAUUCUUACUCGCUCUCUUCAUCACACUCACCGCAGCCGCCCUCCCACCCAAAGGCGCCGUUUCCCUGACAAGCCUGGACAUCGACCUCGAUGGAAGUGGCUGCAGGCCCGGCGACGCCAGCGUCAUGCUCGCCUCCGACAACUCUGCUUUAACCAUCAUCUUCGACAACUUCGCCGCUUCCGACGGACCAAAAGCAGGGACUGCAAAGACACGCGCCUUCUGCAGGGUGAAUAUAGGCAUGAACUCGCCGGGGUGGGCGUUCGAUGUCAGCUCGGCUGAUUUCCGAGGCUAUGUGUACAUUGAGAAGGGGGUUGAGGCUAGUUUGGUUAGCCGGUGGAAGUGGAUUGAUGUGAAUGGCGUGGAUAUGAAGGGCAAGGGCAACAUUCAUAAGAUUGUAACAGGGCCAUUCGAGGAAGACUUCCUUUUGCACAAGGACGGUGAGAUAUCAGAUACGGAGGCGUCGGUGUGUCAGAAGAAGGAUGCGAGAAUUCAGAUUAGUCUCUCUGCGACGGUAGAUUCGGGUACGUCGAACAAAAACGGUUACGUGCAGGGGAGCUCGGUGGAUGCUGGGUUCGGCCAGAUACUAAAUCUGUCGUGGAAGAAAUGCUGA
Molecule: messenger RNA, 630 nt
Organism: Alternaria metachromatica
Lineage: Eukaryota; Fungi; Ascomycota; Dothideomycetes; Pleosporales; Pleosporaceae
Exons: 2
Coding region: 1-630 (209 amino acids)
Source: RefSeq, a predicted model, not a curated record